Fragaria vesca subsp. vesca is the source of this 2704-nucleotide messenger RNA. RefSeq lists its product as uncharacterized. Lineage: Eukaryota; Viridiplantae; Streptophyta; Magnoliopsida; Rosales; Rosaceae. Bases 132 to 2216 code for a protein of 694 amino acids. The record is from RefSeq and is a predicted model, not a curated record. The transcript is spliced from 10 exons. Gene Ontology annotation, molecular function: mRNA binding. Gene Ontology annotation, biological process: mRNA destabilization. Gene Ontology annotation, cellular component: cytoplasm.
CUCUCGCUCCAAGUCUUCUCUCUCUCUCAUCCGUUUUGCUAAACCCCCCAAUUUGGGAUUUUAGGGAUUUGAGGCUGACUUUGGAGUUUCGAGCGAGGGCUUCUAGAAGAUCCAGCUACCAAUUCUCGGCCAUGGCCACCGUUGCUCCUCCCGCAGAUCAAGCAGCAGAUUUGCUCCAGAAGCUGUCAAUAGAUUCGCAGACCAAGACUCUGGAAAUUCCAGAGCCUACAAAGAAGCCUUCUGUUAACCAAUACGGGUCUAUUGAUUCUGGCAAUGCUGUGAAUGGUCAGAUCCCAUCUGAUCGCUCUGUGACUCCACUGUCGACUGACUUCACGGAUCAAUCUUUCUCCUAUCUCCCAAAUGGUUAUCCAUCUGCAGCCUAUUACUAUGGAGGCUAUGAUGGGGCUGGCGACUGGGAUGAGUACUCGAGAUAUGUGAAUCCAGAGGGAGUAGAUAUGACUUCGGGGGUUUAUGGAGAUAACGGGUCUCUUAUGUACCACCAUGGUUAUGGGUAUGCACCGUAUGGGCCUUAUUCACCAGCAGCUUCCCCUGUUCCAACUAUGGGAAAUGAUGGUCAGUUAUACGGGCCUCAACAUUACCAGUACCCGCCCUAUUUCCAGCCGCUGACUCCAACCAGUGGGCCAUACACUCCCAGUCCUGUAGCCCCUCAGAAUGAGGUAUCAACUUCCUUAGGUGCUGACCAAAAGCCUCUGCCAGUGGAAACAGCUAAUGGAAUUUCUAAUGGCAUUGCAAAUAAUGCAAGUGUGAAAGGAAGUGCUUUGCCUGCACGUGUUCCUACUCCUGGUUACCAGGACCCAAGAUAUGGUUACGACACAGUACGGUCUCCAAUCCCCUGGUUAGAUGCCCCACUUUUUUCAGAUGGGCAGCAUAGACCUAUGGCAAAUACACCCAUUACUUCAAACUCGAAUGGCAAUAGAAUUCCAUCUUUGAGGAACCAGAACUACCGUCCAAAUUCGCACUACAUGGGUUUGCACCACCCCAGACCGCUGUCAGGAAUAGGUACAGCUCAAGGGUUUAUGAAUAGCAGCAUGUACCCAAGCAAGCUAUUUGGCCAGUAUGGAAACACAGUCAGAUCUGGUCUGGGAUAUGGGUCUCAUGGUUAUGAUUCGCGAACCAGUGGACGCACAUGGCUGGCUGUUGACAACAAGUAUAAACAACCCAGGGGGCGUAAUGGUGGUUACUAUGGAUAUGGUAAUGAGAACUCGGACGGUUUAAAUGAGCUCAACAGAGGACCUCGGGCAAGAGGCUCAAAGAACCAAAAGAGUUUUACCCCUAGUGCAUUAGCUAUCAAGGGGCAGAAUGUGCCAGCAAGUCUUAGUCAUGAUGAGGAAAAGGAUACAAGUACUGUUCCAGACAGAGAGCAAUACAAUAAAGCAGAUUUUCCAGAGGAUUAUACUGAUGCCAAAUUCUUUAUUAUCAAGUCAUAUAGUGAGGAUGAUGUCCAUAAGAGCAUCAAGUAUAAUGUUUGGGCCAGUACACCAAAUGGCAACAAGAAGCUUCAUGCAGCAUACCAGGAGGCUCAGGAGAAGACUGGUGGCUGCCCUGUAUUUCUUUUUUUCUCGGUCAAUACCAGUGGGCAAUUUGUCGGCCUCGCUGAGAUGUUGGGGCCUGUUGAUUUCAACAAGAAUUUGGAGUACUGGCAGCAAGACAAAUGGAAUGGCUGUUUCUCUGUCAAGUGGCAUUUUGUUAAAGACGUUCCUAACAGUUUGUUGAAGCAUAUUACUCUUGAAAAUAAUGAGAACAAACCUGUGACUAAUAGUAGGGACACUCAGGAGGUUAAGUUGGAACCAGGGCUUAAAAUGAUCAAAAUAUUCAAGGAGCAUUCAAGUAAAACAUGCAUUUUGGAUGACUUUGGAUUUUAUGAGUCCCGCCAGAAGACAAUCCAGGAGAAGAAGGCCAAGCAACAGCAGCAGUUUCAGAAGCAGGUAAAUUGUUUCUUGCAACUUAUGCAGGUAUGGGAAGGAAAAACUCUUGAUGAGAAGAAAGAGGUAGUGGCAAAUGGACAAGUGAAAACACAAAAUUCAUCGGAUGUUCCCUCUGAGAUAAACAAGGAAUCUAUCCCAACAGUGCAUGCCAGCGAGGAGCUGAAACUUGCAGAAAAUGGAUCAAUUGCGACUGGCGAAGCCCCAAAGGGUGCUAAACCGGUUGUGGCUGAGAAGAGGGCUGUAGGAAAUGGGGUUGCAAACGGUUGCUAGCCUCUGCCUUGCAUAGUGGCGGUCUAUGUCUGUAGUACUCUUCAAAAUGUUUGUGCUGGAAGCUACUUGCAUAUCUCCAUACUUGGUGGACCGCCGUGAUGACUGACUCUUUGCCUUGCUUGAAAAGUCAAUAUUUCGUUGAGGAAUGGCAAGUUAGUCGCACUACAAAGUAUUUCAAUGUUUGAGGCAGGCAGGCUAGGGUGUCAGUAGUCUUAAGUUUCACCCCAGUUUUCUUUGUGUUUUUACAGUCUUUAGCUGAAGCUCUAUAUAGGUUUUGAUUGCUUAGGUUUUUGGGUUUAGGGUUUAUCUUUUUCCUUAUAUUUUGAUAUUGUCGGUUCUUUGUUCUUUGCCUUUUACUUGUUUGUGUAUUUCCUGUCUUGUAAAUCUAGAUCAUUUCCAUUGCUGAGCAGCUCUGCUUUUGUAUUUGUAUGUGAGCUAGAAGCAAGGUGGGAAAAUAUUGCAAUAUAGUCGUUUUUUUUUUCCUAGUA